CAGGGGCUGGGUUGGGGCGGGGCAGGCGAUGGAGAGCAGAUCUGAGCUCCUGGGCCACCUUCGUGCCCGCUGCUGCCCAGCUGCCCAGGAGGCCGGGAGCCUGGCCAGGCACUCCGCACUCCUGCCGAGCCCCACCAUGCUCAGAGCCACCACCUCAGCUGUGCCCCGGGCCCUCUCGUGGCCCGCCGCACCCGGCAACGGCAGCGAGAGGGAGCCGCUGGACGACCGGGACCCGCUGCUGGCCCGGGUGGAGCUGGCCCUGCUCUCCACGGUCUUUGUGGCCGUGGCCCUGAGCAAUGGCUUGGUCCUGGGGGCCCUGGUGCGGCGGGGCCGGCGGGGCCGCUGGGCGCCCAUGCACGUCUUCAUCGGCCACUUGUGUCUGGCCGACCUGGCCGUGGCUCUGUUCCAAGUGCUGCCCCAGCUGGCCUGGGAUGCCACCUACCGCUUCCGUGGGCCUGAUGCCCUGUGCCGGGCGGUCAAGUACCUGCAGAUGGUAGGCAUGUACGCCUCCUCCUACAUGAUCCUGGCCAUGACGCUGGACCGCCACCGCGCCAUCUGCCGCCCCAUGCUGGCAUACCGCCACGGAGGUGGAGCUCGCUGGAACCGGCCUGUGCUGGUGGCCUGGGCCUUCUCGCUGCUUCUCAGCCUGCCCCAGCUCUUCAUCUUUGCCCAGCGCGACGUAGGAGACGGCAGCGGGGUCCUCGACUGCUGGGCCCGCUUUGCCGAGCCCUGGGGCCUGCGGGCCUACGUCACGUGGAUCGCCCUGAUGGUGUUUGUGGCGCCUGCCUUGGGCAUCGCCGCCUGCCAGGUGCUCAUCUUCCGGGAGAUUCACACCAGCCUGGUCCCGGGGCCGGCGGAGAGGGCUGGGGGGCCCCGCGGGGGGCGCCGGGCGGGCAGCCCCGGCGAGGGAGCCCGGGUGUCGGCGGCCAUGGCUAAGACGGUGAGGAUGACGCUGGUGAUCGUGGCUGUGUACGUGCUGUGCUGGGCGCCCUUCUUCCUCGUGCAGCUCUGGUCCGUGUGGGACCCGAAGGCGCCUCGGGAAGGGCCCCCUUUCGUGCUGCUCAUGCUGCUGGCCAGCCUCAACAGCUGUACCAACCCCUGGAUCUACGCCUCCUUCAGCAGCAGCAUCUCCUCGGAGCUGCGGAGCCUGCUCUGCUGCCCCCGGAGGCGCACCCCGCCCAGCCUCAGGCCCCAAGAGGAGUCCUGCGCCACCGCCAGCUCCUUCUCGGCCAGGGACACCGCGUCCUGAGAAGCCAGGGGCUGCCUGCCUUCCAGGGGCUCCGGGAAGCUCAGUUGCCUGCCUGGGUCUGGCCUGGGAGCCGCUGGGAGAAGGGGCCCGCUGGGAAUGGGCUCCGAGAUUGUGAGGGGCCCGGCAGGCAGCUCCUUGGCGCCGGGCGCGGGGAGGGGCUGCGGGGGUGCGCUGCAGGCUCCGGGGGCCGGCACAUGGCUUUCAGCCCGACUGGUGCCUGCUCUGCCGGAGAGAUGGAAGCUUCCUUUCCCCACCCCUCCAGUCCGCCUCUGCCCUCCCUUCUGACUCUCUCCCUCAUAAACGUUCCAGCUCAUUUUCCA
Molecule: messenger RNA, 1569 nt
Organism: Phacochoerus africanus (Common warthog)
Lineage: Eukaryota; Metazoa; Chordata; Mammalia; Artiodactyla; Suidae
Gene: AVPR2
Product: arginine vasopressin receptor 2
Exons: 4
Coding region: 29-1249 (406 amino acids)
Biological process (GO): regulation of systemic arterial blood pressure by vasopressin; positive regulation of vasoconstriction; G protein-coupled receptor signaling pathway
Cellular component (GO): membrane
Molecular function (GO): peptide binding; vasopressin receptor activity
Source: RefSeq, a predicted model, not a curated record